Molecule: messenger RNA, 7546 nt
Organism: Lepisosteus oculatus (spotted gar)
Lineage: Eukaryota; Metazoa; Chordata; Actinopteri; Semionotiformes; Lepisosteidae
Source: RefSeq, a predicted model, not a curated record
GUUUCAGAUUUCACAAUAUUCUGAUAAAGAAAAGUAGAGCAAUUGAAUGCGAUUUAAGUUAAAAGCCAUCAUUUGCAAAGUUAAUUUUUGAACAAGAAAGCCUGCAAAGUCGAACCACAGAACAGAGCUUCUGUAUUGUUCAGUAUUGUAUAUUUCAAUGGAGGAAACAAAACAGAUAGCCUUCAUCUACGAAGAGUCAUGUGAUUGCAGUGCUAUUAAAAACGAAUGAAGCAGAAACGAUGUUUACCUUCUAUAUUUAAUUAAAAAUAAAAAGAUAUACGUUGUGUUACUCAUCUGCUUCAAAGCUUGAACUGUUUUGUUUAUGAAUGAGGAGGACUUCCUGCAAUGUUUUUUCUUUCAACCUAGCUACAUACGUCAUGUAAUACUGCGGUGUGAAAAAGUUUGUCACAUACUGUAUUGCAUGUCACUUUACCAGUGUGUUGCACUUACUGUAGCACAGUGGAAAAACAACUUUACGGGCAACAUGGCUCCAUAAGUAAUCAUAUUUGCCCUCUUUUUUAUUCAACAGAUUGUGACUUGUGAAACAUGGCCAAUAAGGAGGAACUAGAAGAAAAGCUUAAAAAAUUAAUUGUGAGGUUAAAAAAUGUCCAAGAAGGAAAGCAACUGGAUACACUUAUUCAGAUUCUUGAGGAUUUACUCUUCCUUACUUUUGCUGGCGACUGUGCAACAGAAUUAUUUGAAGAUAAAGACGUUCACCUGCCUUUAAUGGUGGUCUUAGAUUCUUACAUUGACAGUCAUGCUGUACAAGAGGUGGGAUGGUCAUUGCUCUGCAGACUAAUGGAAGUUUGCCCUUCUACUUUGGAAAAGUUAUCAGCUCCACAAGUUGAAAAAGACUGGGAAGUACUGGGAAUACACCAGCAGAUUCUGAAGAUGCUGUCUUUGCACAAUGGCCAUUCAAAGCUGAUGAUGAUUGGACUCAGAGCUUUAUCGCAUCUUUUACAGUCAGAUGCAAUUUUGUUAAUGAUCUUAGAGGAAAAUAUUGAUGUCUUCCUUUUGAUUGUUGAUGCAAUGACUGUCUUCUGCUCAAAUGAGGAAAUCCAGAUCUACGGAUGUAAAUCAUUACAACUGCUUCUAGAAAAGGUUCCAGAUGUUCACUUAAUUGAAUUUGUGGAAACUCAAGAUCACAAUGCAAUUCUGAAUGCUGCAAGGCAAUUCCAAGACAAUGAAGACACUGUUCUACAUGCACUGAGAGUCUUGCUUCCUUUGGCUGGUCCUGCCAGCAAUGUUGAAGUUCUUAUGUCAGGAAAUGAAAGAUGUUAUAGUUUGAUAAUGUGUGCUAUGGGAUCAUAUCCAAAUAAUGAAAAACUGCAAGAAGUUGGUUGUCGUUUGUUCCUGAAAUUUACAUCAGAGAGUUAUUAUAACAUCCUUGUAUUAAAUGGAGUACAUAAAGUCAUUGUAAAGGCAUCAGAGAUGUAUCCAAGGAAUGCCAGCCUGCAGGCAUCUGCUCUGUCUUGCUUGGCUUCCCUCACUGAAACAAUCAUUUUAAACAAGGACCUGGAUGAAUGGAAAGAAGAAGACGAUAUCUGCUGGGUGGACUCUUGCGUCCGAGCUCUGGAAUUACACAGAGCUAGUGCAAUGGUCCAGGAAGCUGCUUGCUGGGCCCUGAAUAACCUUCUGGUGUAUGAAAGUCAGCUUCACGAAAUGUUUGGAGAUGAUGAGGGGAGGUACCCAGUGCAUAGGCAGGUGAUGGCUUCUAUGCUUUUGCAUUCAUCUUCACAAAGAGUUUUCCAAGCUGCUGCUAAUACAUUAGCAACACUGGUUGAUCAGAACAGUAAAAUAAGAGCUCUACUGUUGUCAAAUGGGUUACACAUUAAUAUUAUCGAUAUGAUGAAAAAACACUCCACUUCUCCUGAUGUUGCAGAGAGUGCAUGUAGGCUACUUUAUAAACUUUUCCAAGUAAGAAUGACAACCCUUGAUGAAGUGACCAUGGCCAUGGCUGAGAUAUUAAAUGCCAUGAAAACCCAUAACUCUGUGCUUUCAGUUCAGCUUGAGGGACUUCGAGCUAGCUUGAUGUUGCUUAAUCCAGACAGAAGACUGAAAGAGCAUGGAUCUUCUGUAGGUGAUCCUGACAUGGUAGAUGUUACUCUGAAAGUCCUUAAAAAUCAAUGUGUCUUAGAGGGAGCCCACACCGUGUUUUUAGAAGCAUUGAACAAGUUCAUUGGCAGUCCAGCCAUUCAGGAGUGUGGCCUAAAUGUGCUUUCUGCCCUGGCUGAAAGUUCGGGUGCAUUGGAGCUUAUGUCUCAGCAAGGAGCAUUAGACACAGUGCUGCACACUCUGCAGAUGUUUUCCGAAGAAAAAGAAAUACACUUCUUGGCACUCAAUCUGCUUCAUUCACUUAUCUCAAAGCAAAAAAUAUCACCAGCAGCUGUCCCUGUUUUGGCAUCUGUUCUUAUGAAAUCUUUACAGCGAUACCAUGACAAUCUGGAAGUUCAGUUCAAGGGACUUCAAGUUGCAUGGAAAUUACUCAAUCUAUCUACAAUUGCUGCUGAAGAGCUUGCAAAGGAGUCUUUCGACACAGUGAUUUUUCAACAGAUGAAUAAUUGUCUUCUUGAACAAAAAAACAAUUCAGUUCUGAACUUGUGCUGCAUGUGUCUUUCAAAAAUGGCACAUGACAGUGACAUUAAAUACAGCAUGCUUGAAAAGGCCUGUGCAGUAUGUGAUAUAGUAAUGGCUGAAUGCCUGAUUCAGCUUGGGGCUGAUAUAAAUAAGAAAACAAAGAAGGAAUCCCUGAUUUGUCAGGUAUGUGAAAGAACAAGUUGUCCAGAACUGGUGGAGUUGCUGUUAAAAAGUGGAACACAUGAGCAGCAUAUUCGAAAAGCCCUGAACAUCAGCAUCAGAAAGCGUGAUGGUCCUGUUAUUAGCUUGCUGUUGAAGAAACUGGGGCUUGAUCUAGCCAACAAUGCCAUCUGUCUGGGUGGAUUUAGACUCGGACACAUUGAAUCCUCCUGGUUAAGUCCAUUGUUUUUGGAACGCAGAACUUGUAGUUUUCGAAGAAGAACAAGCAAAGGGAUUUCGCUAUCUAGAGUCAUUUUAAAAUACCAGAAACGACAGGCUGCCUUGGAGUCUCAGAGAUCCAUUUCUGAUGUGUCCAGUUCGGGAUAUACAUCAGAUGAAACCGAAGACUGGGUGCUUUCACCUCAGGAUGACAGCAGUGCUUUUAUAAAUGAAGACAUAGAAAGUGAUGGUAGCGAUGGGAUACUUCAUAUGAAGAGGAUAUCUCAGUCUGAUCUUUCUGGGGAAUUCCGUGGAAGUUUUGAAACUGCUCAGAAAGUAAGACAUAGAUAUCCCAGUUCUGAGGGAGAAAGUGGGGAUUCAGAGCAAAGUGAGGUGCAUCGUCAGAGGUUGAGCAGGAGGUCGUCAAACCAGCAAAGUAGAUUUUCUUCAAUUCUAACAUCACCAGAGCAUUCAUCUUUGUUUAACGUGGACAAGGAAUGUAUUAAGUUACUUGACCUUUCUGCGAAUGAAUUAGACAGUCUAAACACCAUUGCUGGGCAGAACUCGAUCACAGCUUACUUGGAACACAUAGUAAGGCUGGAGCUGAAUCAGAACAACCUAACAGAAUUUUCUCUGACUCUGUGUGAAACUCUGAAAGGUGUGACUCACUUGGACCUACACAGCAAUAAGUUCCAGUCCUUGCCUACUGGUGUGCUAAGCAUGCUCUCCCUCAAGGUUCUCAAUUUGUCAAGGAAUGACAUUGGCCCUUGCCUGUCACUGGACCCCAUGAUAAGAUGCUCAAACCUGAAGCAGCUUGUGUUGUCCUAUAACCAACUUUCUUCUUUUCCUGACCACCUUGGGCAAGUUAUACAAACUUUGGAGGAACUGUACCUUGAAGGGAAUAAAAUUGCAGAAAUAACUUCUCCACUCCCCUUGCCUGAGCUGAGGGUCUUGGAUGUUAGCAAAAAUGAUAUUAUGGAGAUUUGUGAGAAUUUUCUCUCUGAUUGCCCCAAGUUGGAGUCGUUUAAUGUUUCUAUGAACAAACUCAGACGUUUGCCUGAUCUGCCAUCAAAACUAACAACAAUAAAAUUAUCUCACAAUGAAUUUACUUGCAUUCCAGAUGCAAUUGUUAAGCUUCCCUAUCUGCGAUCAAUUGACAUGCGAAACAACCAAAUCACAGUCCUCCCAAGUCCCUCAGAGUGGGAGUCUAGUAAUUUGAGAGAGCUGGUGUUCAGCCACAACCAGAUCAGUGAGUUAAACAUUAGUGGACCAGUCUACAAGUGGGCCAGACUGGAAAAGCUGCAUCUCUGUAAGAACAAGCUGAAGGAGAUUCCUCCUCAGAUCGGACUCCUUGAAAAUGUGACAUCCUUAGAUGUCAGUAAAAACAGUGACCUAAGGUCCUUUCCAAAUGAAAUGGGGAAGCUGGAGCGACUCUGGGACCUGCCUUUAGAUGAGCUGCAGCUAGACCUAGAUCUGAAACACAUAGGUAGCAAAACAAAGGACAUAAUAAGAUUUCUCCAGCAACGUCUGAAGAAGUCCGUCCCCUACUAUAGGAUGAAACUGAUAGUAGUGGGCAAUUCUGAAAGUGGUAAAACUGCGCUGCUCAACCAGCUCAUGAAACUUAAACGCUCACAGUGUCGCACUGAAAAGAUGGCAGUGGCAAUAGAUGUUAAGGACUGGGCCAUCCGUGACAAAGGAAAAAAGAGCAUUGUUUUAAAUGUCUGGGACUUUUCUGGGCGAGAGGAGUUUUAUGGUUCUCACACUCACUUCCUGACUCCUAGAGCUUUAUAUCUAGUGGUUUAUGAUCUGAGCAAAGGAGCAGCUGAAGUUGACGCUAUUAAGCCCUGGUUAUUCAACAUUAAGGCAAGAGCAUCAUCUUCUCCAGUGAUACUGGUUGGCACCCACAUGGAUGUUGCAGAGGAGAAGCAUCUUCAGGCCUGUGUUGUGAAAAUCAGCAAUGAGCUUCUGAAUCACCAAGGAUUCCCUGUCAUUAGAGACUGUCAUAUUGUCACAGCCACCGAGGACUCUGAUUCCAUUGGGAAACUGCGCAAAGCCAUUGUGAAAGAAGUCAUGAACUUCAAGAUUCAAGAUCAGCCAGUCAUUGGUCAACUGAUCCCUGACAGUUACUUAGAGCUGGAGAAAAAAAUCCUUCAGGAACGUGAGAGAGUGCCAGCAGAAUUUCCGGUCAUUUGCCAGCAACGCUUACUGGAUAUAGUUCAGGAAAAUCAACUUAAUCUUGAUGAAAGUGAACUUCCUCAUGCUAUUCACUUCCUCAGUGAAUCUGGUGUCCUCCUACACUUUGAUGAUCCUGCACUUCAGCUGAGGGACUUGUACUUUGUUGACCCACAAUGGCUGUGUAACAUAAUUUCCCAGAUAUUAACUCUAAAUGGAGAAGGAUUGUCAAAAUAUCCAAAAGGCAUUGUUCAGCGUUCUGUGGUGGAAAACUUCCUUUUUGAAAAAAAGAGUUUCCCCAGAAAUUAUGUUACUCAAUAUUUCAAGCUACUUGAGAAGUUUCAGAUUGCACUGCCUUUUGGAGAAGAUCAGCUUCUUAUUCCUAGCAGUUUGGCUGACAGCAGGCCAGUUAUUGAACUUCCACACUGUGAAAACUCAGAGAUUAUUGUCCGGCUUUAUGAGAUGCCUUAUUUUCCCAUGGGCUUCUGGUCCAGACUAAUCAACCGUUUGCUUGAAGUUUCUAUGUUCAUGCUUUCUGGAAGAGAAAGACCUCUUCGUCCUAAUAGGAUGUAUUGGAGAAAAGGCAUAUAUCUUAACUGGUCUCCAGAAGCUUACUGCUUAGUAGAAUCUACCACGAUGGAUAAUGUCCCUGAGAGUUUCGUAAAAAUCACAGUUCCAUGCUCUCAGAAAGGUAAUAGUGAAAAAGAAAAUGAUGUAUUUCAGGGAUUUCGAGCCCCUGAAGUUGCUCGAGGAAAUGUAAUCUACAAUCAACAGGCUGAUAUCUAUUCCUUUGGUCUGCUUCUUUAUGACCUUCUAACUGGUGGUGAGCGUAUCACAGAUGGGAUGAAGUUUCCCAGUGAAUUUGAUGAGAUAGCUGUGCAAGGAAAACUGCCAGAGCUGGAGGACUCAGUGUUUGAAAGGUUGAGCUCUGGGGAGCUGCUGUGCUUGAUGAGAGAAGUCCCCAUACCUGGUGCUGUGAACGCUGAAUGCUUUGUGGUUUCGAGUCAGUCUAAGAAACCAAGAGUGUGGAUCGGCAGUGGCAGCAGCAGGAGAACAGGCCAGGUUGGAGUUCUGGAUUUAGAGACCGGAAAAUAUGUUCCUCAGGAUGUUGACAACAGCCCAGUGUUAUGUCUUACAAUGGUGUGCUUCCCAGGGGAAAAGGAUGAAUGGGUUGUUGCUGGUACACAGUCUGGAAAACUUCUAGUCAUCAACACAGAGGACACAGCAUCUAAACACACACUGCAGAACAUGACUGAUGCAGUCACCUGUUUGUUCUUGCACUCUUAUCCAAAACAUAGCAAAGAGAAGAAUUUUCUGUUAGUGGGAACAGCAGAUGGAGCCCUCUCAGUUUUUGAAGACACAGCAAUCAAGAGCGAAAAUGGAAAGCCUCAGAAAAUUCUGCAGAUAGGUAACAUCAACACUCCUUUAGUAUGUUUGAGUGAGUCUGCAUAUUCACAAGAUAAAAACACCAUCUGGGCAGGCUGUGGAGCAAAAGUUGUGUCAUUGACCAAAGAUUAUGAUAUCUGGAAAACCAUAGACAUCAAGCCAAACUAUCAGCUACAGCAGAGAUCAUGUAGUGAAACAAACAUAAUACGAAUGGCAGUUGAUAAAUACAUCUACUUAACAAAGAAGGAGAGUCAUGUGGUGGAAAUAUGGGACAAGAAGACUGAAAGGAUGACUGAACUUAUCGACUGUUCACAUUUUCUGAAACAAGGAUCAACUAAAAGACCUCAUAAGAAAUUCACUGCUAAAGAUCUGUUUUCUGUAAGAGUGAAAACACUGUUGCUACAGCAAAACAUCACUUUGUGGAUUGGAACGAGGGGAGGACAUAUGAUUCUUGUGGACCUAUCCACACGCCAGCCUAUCAGAGUGAUUCCUGACUUAUGUGAAUCUAUAAGAAGCAUGGCAAUAGCUCAGAUUGAUAAGAUGAAUCCCAGAAGCAUAGUGUUAGUUUUGGGAAGACCUUAUGAAACAUCUCCAGCACAAUUCAAGUAUCAACACGAGAAUGAAAAAUCUGUUAUGUACAUUUGGAACCAGAACCUUCCUCUUGAAGUGCAAAGUUUGCAGAAACAUUGUGAGAUGAGACAAGAAAUUGCAGAAAAAAUGAGAAUGACACCCUUUGAUUGAACCAAGAGAAUUUGUCUGGGGACAAGUCCGGUGUGUACCAUUAAUAAUGUUUCACACAGUACAGCUGGUACUUUUUGUAAAUUUAUUUAGAUGUAUGCUAUUCUUGAAGUAAGACUAUUAGUGCUACAACAUGUAAAAAGGGACAAUUUUAUUGAAUGUACAAAUUUUUCCUUGCUUAAGCAUUUUAAACCUAAAGGAAAACUGAGUUGCAUAUUACUGAUUAUACCCCAUAUACUUAUUCAACUUAAUUAUAUGCAUACAGUAUGUAAUAAACUUGAAAUUAUUUUGUGUA